AUGACACGCAAAAUAUGUGUCACGGCAGUCGAUGGGCAGACUGGCUUCGCCAUUGCCGAGCUGCUCCUGCAGCACCGCGACUUUUCCCGCAAAGCCGACGCCGUCGUCGGCCUGGCGCUCAAUGCCAAGUCGGACAAGGCGCAGGAGCUCGAGGCCGCCGGCGCGCAGGUUGUGCAGCACAAGCCCGGCCGCGUCCGCGAAAUGGUCAAGGUUCUGCGCAGCACCGGCUGCGACACCAUCUGCCUCGUGCCGCCGGCGCACCACGACAAGUACGACAUUUGCGUCGAGCUGGUCGAGGCGGCCAAAAAGGCGGAAAUUGCCAACGUGCUGCUCAUUAGCAGCGCUGGGUGCGACUACGCGACCGCUGACAAGCAGCCGCGCCUGCGCGAGUUUAUUGAUCUCGAGACGCUGGUGCUGCAGAGCAAGGGCGAUGCUAGCACGCCGACGGGCGGUUCGCCUUGUGUUAUCCGCGCGGGGUUCUACGCGGAGAAUCUACUGCUCUAUGAAUCGAUAGUCAAGAAUGAGUCUACGCUUCCCUUACCUAUUGGCGAAAACCACAAAUUUGCGCCUGUUGCUCUCGGAGACAUUGCAAACAUUGCAGGCCAUGUUCUGACGGGAAGCGGCAAGCACGGGUUCGAUGAUCGGCAUCGCGGGCAGAUGAUGGUCGUUACAGGCCCGAUGCUCUGCGCCGGCAAGGAGCUCGCAUCGUCAGCUAGUAAGGUGCUUGGAGCCGACAUGAAGUUUGAGAAUAUUUCAGAAGCGGAAGCAAAGCGUAUUCUCAAGUCGCAAAGUGGCAUUGAUCCCUCGGAACAGCAAUAUCUCCUCGAUUAUUACAGCCUGGUGCGAGAGGGCAAGACGAAUUACAUUUCCACCACGGCCUUUCAUGAUGUGACUGGAGAGCACCCGACGGAGCCUGACGACUUUUUUACGCUGUAUAAAAAUGAAAUGAGACCCAAAAAGGUGGCGAAGCGAAACCACAAAUAG
Molecule: messenger RNA, 984 nt
Organism: Beauveria bassiana ARSEF 2860
Lineage: Eukaryota; Fungi; Ascomycota; Sordariomycetes; Hypocreales; Cordycipitaceae
Product: gll2891-like protein
Exons: 5
Coding region: 1-984 (327 amino acids)
Source: RefSeq, a predicted model, not a curated record